AUGGAGCAAUUUUCAACAUGGGAAAAAAAAUGUUUUGUGUGUCUGGUGGUAGAAAAUCGUAUCUCAUGUUGUAGACGUGACCCAAAACAUAUAUCUAAUGGGGUAGUGCCCCCCUGGAGCCAAACAUCUGACUGUAAUCUGAACCGACAUGCUGGAGCACUGAGUAAAAGAAGCAUGAACACAGUGGUGACAGGAGGUGGAGGCUAUUUUGGAUAUAAUCUGGGGUGUGCUCUUGCCAAAUUAGGAGCCUCGGUUGUUUUGUUAGAUACACAAGAGCCCAUUUGGGAAAUUCCUAAUGGAGUAGUGUUUAUCCAGGCUGAUGUGAGGGAUUAUGAUGUCCUAUUUGCAGUUUGUGAAGGGGCUGACUGUGUGUUUCAUGCAGCUGCAUAUGGAAUGUCAGGACUAGAGCAACUACAAAAAGAAAAGAUUGAAUCUAUAAAUGUUGGUGGGACAAAACUCAUAAUUGAAGUCUGCAAACAACAGAACAUCCCCAGACUGAUAUAUACUAGUACAGUGAAUGUGGUGUUUGGAGGGAAUCCCAUUGAAGAUGGCGAUGAGGAAACUGUGCCAUAUUUUCCACUAGAAAAGCAUAUUGACCAUUAUUCCAAGACCAAAUCAAUUGCUGAUCAAAUGGUACUAGCAGCUAAUGGAACUCCAGUAGCAGGAGGUGAUAAGCUCCGUACAUGUGUUCUUCGUUCACCAGGCAUCUACGGACCAGGAGAGCAAAGACAUCUGCCACGAGUAGCAGUUAAUAUUCAGAAGGGGCUGUUUCGCUUCAAGUUUGGGGACCCUUCUACCAAAAUGAACUGGGUUCAUGUACAGAAUCUUGUAAAAGCUCAUAUCCUGGCUGCCGUGGCUCUUACCUCUGAGAGGAACUAUAUAGCUAGUGGUCAGGCAUACUACAUAAAUGAUGGCAAGAAUGUCAACCUUUUUGAAUGGAUAACUCCACUAUUUGAAAAAUUAGGUUGCAGUCCACCAUGGAUACGUAUUCCUACUUGCUUCGUUUACGUAGCAGCCACAGCAAUGGAAUAUCUGCACUUGGCAUUGAAACCAGUUAUUGAAUUUACACCUUUGCUGACCAGAAAUGAGGUGCAGAACAUUGCCGUGACUCACACAUUCCGAAUAGACAAGGCACAUAACCAGCUAGGUUAUUAUCCAAAGAAGUUCUCAUUUGCCGAUUCUGUGGACCAUUUUAUCAAAACAAGACCAGAAAACCAGAAUCAUCACAUCUUCCUUAAAGUCAUACUUUCCUUAAUUGGCAGCUUUCUAAGCUUGAUAUUUCUUUCUUUUACAUUGCAAGAUCUUUCAAUUAUGCAUUUUUUCAAAGAAAACCAACAUUAA
Molecule: messenger RNA, 1341 nt
Organism: Chelonia mydas (Green sea turtle)
Lineage: Eukaryota; Metazoa; Chordata; Testudines; Cheloniidae
Gene: SDR42E2
Product: short chain dehydrogenase/reductase family 42E, member 2
Exons: 11
Coding region: 1-1341 (446 amino acids)
Biological process (GO): steroid biosynthetic process
Molecular function (GO): 3-beta-hydroxy-Delta5-steroid dehydrogenase (NAD+) activity
Source: RefSeq, a predicted model, not a curated record